Molecule: messenger RNA, 315 nt
Organism: Sclerotinia borealis F-4128
Lineage: Eukaryota; Fungi; Ascomycota; Leotiomycetes; Helotiales; Sclerotiniaceae
Source: the annotation of a GenBank genome assembly
AUGGAGCCAGAUUCGCCCCUGAAAAGUACCAACUCCUACUAUCUCUCCCGCAGCCCGAAGCACCACGACACGGCGGCCACAAUGAGGAUCCAAGGCAACACUGUUCCCUCCACGACGAAAAUUAAGGUGCUGGGGGUACAUAUUGACUCCAAGCUCAAAUGGCAGGAAUACGUCAAGCAAGUGCUCAAGAAACCAGGAACACAAACAAAUGCUGGCCUUAACACGAACCACGACGUCAACCUGAGGGCUAACCCUCCGACAAGCGAGACAUGUAUGUCGGACAGUGAUCAGCCCCACACUAACCUACGCGAGUAA